Phycomyces blakesleeanus NRRL 1555(-) is the source of this 399-nucleotide messenger RNA. RefSeq lists its product as hypothetical. Gene Ontology annotation, cellular component: nucleus. The transcript has 5 exons. Lineage: Eukaryota; Fungi; Mucoromycota; Mucoromycetes; Mucorales; Phycomycetaceae. The annotation marks the transcript as partial. Gene Ontology annotation, biological process: mitotic recombination; double-strand break repair via homologous recombination; double-strand break repair via single-strand annealing. The record is from RefSeq and is a predicted model, not a curated record.
AGGAUCUCUGAUUCUCUUUCAAAGGGAUUAGGACCUGAAUUCCUCAGCAAGAGACCCGGACCAUCCGGUUCAUUUACUUAUGUCGAAGGUUGGAUGCUCAUCGAUCUUGCAAACAAAGUGUUUGGAUUUGAUGGUUGGAAUUCAGAAAUAAAAAGUAUAGCUAUUGACUAUAUGGAUGAAUUGGAUGGUAAUAGAUAUAAUGUAUCGGCAUCUGCUCAUGUGCGGGUUACUCUUAAAGACGGCACAUUCCAUGAGGAUGUUGGAUGCGGUUCUGUAGAAAAUAUGCGAAUGAAAUCUGCAGCCUUGGAAAAGGCAGCAGUUACUGAUGGGUUAAAGAGAGCACUGCGGCUUUUUGGAAGAGUCUUGGGAAAUUGCUUAUAUGAUCAAGCAUUCCUCAGA